Hydra vulgaris (swiftwater hydra) is the source of this 1599-nucleotide messenger RNA. RefSeq names its product ADP-dependent glucokinase. Gene Ontology annotation, cellular component: endoplasmic reticulum. Lineage: Eukaryota; Metazoa; Cnidaria; Hydrozoa; Anthoathecata; Hydridae. Gene Ontology annotation, biological process: glucose metabolic process. The record is from RefSeq and is a predicted model, not a curated record. Gene Ontology annotation, molecular function: ADP-specific glucokinase activity.
AUAACAACAGUAAUUUUAUUUCCAUUUAAUUUUUUUUUUCAGCAGCAAAAUAAUAUGGCUAAAAAUAUUGAACAUUUUAUAAUAGCCAGUCUGCUGUCAUUUUUAUUUUUUUCAAAUAGAAAAGUUUUCUGGGAACUUUUGUAUUCAAAGGAAGACAAAGCUAUAAACAUUAUCGAAAAUAAAAUUGGAAGUUCAGUAGCUCAUUUUUCAAAUGUUGGUGUUGGUGUAAAUGCCAACAUUGACCUAAUUGUGUCAGCCUUGCAAGUAUUUUCAAAUCUUCAGUUAGAAAGCCAUUUGGUUUCUAAAGAUCAUCCUUCAAUAUCAACAUUAGAAGAGUUGGAAGAAUGUUUUUAUUUUUAUUUUAAAAAAUGUGCAGCUGCUGAGCGUGUGGUUACAUCAAAGUCUUUGUUUGAUCAAAUUAUUCAAGCAGCGAAAAAAACCCCAAAUGCUCAGUAUGAUGUAGGAGGUAAUGCUGCGUUGAUUUCAUUGAAAUUAGCUGCAAUGGGUAAUAACACGAAAGUUUUACUAGGAGGUCCUGUUGGUCCAAAACUAGAAAGUUUGUUAGGUAAUAGAAUAAUUAUCCCUAGUUCUAUGAAGCAAGACCAUGAUGAAUAUCAUUUAAUUAUGGAGUACAAAAAGGGCGAUAUUUGGGGAGAUCACACAUCGUUGUGUGCAAAUCGAUUUAUAAUUACUCAUGACAAAGCAAACAGUGAAAUGCAAGCCAUGGAUAAGUUUUUUGAGUCAUUAAUCAGUUUUAAACCUGAUCUUAUAAUUGUGUCAGGGCUUCAUUUGUUAGAAUCACAACCUCCGAAUGUGAUUGAAAAAAAAUUAAAUGCGUUUCGCACUCAUCUACAAAAUGUUCCUUCGACAACUCCUAUACAUUUAGAAUUAGCUAGCAUGACCUCAGUGCAGCUUACAAAAGAUAUAGCUAAUCAAAUAUUUCCUGUUGUUGAUUCGAUUGGUUUAAACGAACAAGAGUUAGCGUUUUUGUCAACUUCUUUAAAUGGUCCUGGUUCUCCAAACGAGCUAGCACAAUGGCCGCCAGAAAUAGGGUUGAUGGCUGAUAUCAUUGAUUGGUUGUUCCAAUUUUAUGGAAGAAACACGCGCUACGGUUCGGACAGUUCACGAUUAACAAGAAUUCAUUUUCAUUGCUUAACAUAUCAUUUAAUGGCUGUUUUUCCGGAGUACUGGAACAAUAGUUUGGCAGCGACUGUUGCUGGAUCUCGAACUGCGUCUACUCAAGCUUGCGAUAAAGAAAAACUAAUUUCUUUUGACGUUGAAUUGCGUAUUCCUAAAGUAUUUGCUCGAUCAGUUCAUUUUUGGGAGCUAAGGAGAUAUCUUGUUAAACAAGAGGAAGGAAACCCUGUGACGUCUUGGUCACAUAACGGAGUAGACUAUAAUUUUUGCGCUGUUCUUGUUUGUAAAGAGGCUAAGAAAACUGUUGGUUUAGGAGACAGUAUUUCUGCUGUUGGUUUGCAAUACUCUGAUUUCAUUUAUAACUAGUAUCAAAUCUCUUAAAAUAGAAUAUGCAAAUAAAAAACAAUUAGGUGAACUUUUUUUUUGUAUUGUUUUAUUUAUUUUAUAAAUUUAUUCUACGUA